UGGUAAACUGGUGGGUGGAGAAGGGGGGGGCAGAGUGAGAGAAGCUUUUUGUUGGUUAACCAUGGCAGGCAUUGCUAGGUUAUCAAGUUUAUUUGGAGCUUUAAAUUGUGGAUCGAAGAGGAUUUUCAAUGGAGCUCUUCUUAAUUCAUCAACUCCAGAGAAAACGAAGCAAUUGUUGACACCGUUGGCAGCUGGUUAUAAAACUUAUUUGCCAUGGAUGCCCCGACCUCGGCCACAGCCGCUUCAGGAGCCGGAGGUCACUCCAGAGGAGGAAAAGUUGAUAGACGCAAUAACACAAAAAAUCAAUAAUCAGCUGGAGACCGGGAACACGAGUCGAUUAUUCGCAAUUGUCCAAAUUGCUGGGAAGCAAUUCAAAGUCACUGAAAGUGAUUUAAUAAUAAUCCAAGGGUACUGGCCUCCCAGUCCUGGAGAUCAGUUGAAACUUGAGAAAGUCCUUCUCGUUGGUGGGACCGAUUUCACUCUCGUUGGGAGACCACUUGUGAAUCGAGAAUUGGCGAGUGUCGAUGCCACUGUCAUUGAGAAAACUAUGUCACAUACGAAAACAGAGUUUAGAAUGAGAAAGAGAAAGCAGUAUCGCCGUAUUCAUUUUCGAAGAGUGCAGCACACAAUCUUGAGGAUAAACUCUAUAAACAUCAACAGAGCAAUUGACAAAAAACCAGAGGUGGAAGGAUUGGAUAGAAUAUUUUGAACAUUCUGUAAAUAACAAAAUUUAAUUGAUUAAAUAUGAUAUUACAAA
Molecule: messenger RNA, 757 nt
Organism: Diachasmimorpha longicaudata
Lineage: Eukaryota; Metazoa; Arthropoda; Insecta; Hymenoptera; Braconidae
Gene: mRpL21
Product: large ribosomal subunit protein bL21m
Exons: 4
Coding region: 62-709 (215 amino acids)
Biological process (GO): translation
Cellular component (GO): mitochondrial large ribosomal subunit; ribosome
Molecular function (GO): structural constituent of ribosome; RNA binding
Source: RefSeq, a predicted model, not a curated record